Penicillium griseofulvum is the source of this 1056-nucleotide messenger RNA. RefSeq lists its product as uncharacterized. The record is from RefSeq and is a predicted model, not a curated record. The coding region runs from base 1 to 1056 and encodes 351 amino acids. Lineage: Eukaryota; Fungi; Ascomycota; Eurotiomycetes; Eurotiales; Aspergillaceae. The transcript has a single exon.
AUGCGUCUCACAACCUUUUUCAUAACGCUAUGCGCAUUCUAUCUCCCACUAAUCUCGGCCUGGACCUUCACCUGGACAAACGAUGACAACAAACCUAUCGUUGAAAAAGGCACCAGCGCAUUGAAUUGCAGGGAGAUUGACAAUGCAAAAGGCAAAAAAUUCGAAUUCGACCCCGAAGACGAUCAUGUUCUCAUCGCCAUGUACGAGUCGACCAAGUGUACAGGCGAUACCGCCGAGGCAGCCGAGGACGAAUUCGCGAAGAACUCGACAGUCCGGCUUCGGGGGUACAAGGUUAUUGAUCUAGGGCCGAAUAUGACCACUAGUGAUAAGCUCACGCCGUUCCCUGGAGCAGAAUGGUUCAAGGACUCUCCCAACAGCCCCAUCGUGACUGCCAUGGGAAAGAGACUGGUGGCCGAAGGCUGUGGGAAGUACAGCGUGGGACCGAGCCCGCUGUGGUCCGAGGUAGAUCGGAAGUCCUACCAGUGUUGGCAAGAGAAGCUUGGGUUUACCGGUGAUGAUGCCGACGGUUGGCCAGGGCAGGUGACUUGGGAUAAACUCAAGGUUCCCUUGACGGAGGAUAAAGACGGAGAAAAAUCCUCUACCACGAAGGCGCCGUCUAGUACGAGUGCCAGUUCCGCAACGCCGACAAGUUCGAGUACCAGUACAGGAACUCCGACGCCGACAACUACGCCAGUUCCGGAUACAGAUACCUCCUCAGGGUCGUCGUCAUUGGGCGGAGGGGCGAUCGCUGGGAUUGUUAUAGGCGUUUUGGCCGGGUUGGGACUUGUUGGAGCCAUAGCCUUUUUCUUGCGGCGGAGAAACCGCCGCUCUGCUCUGGCGUCUGGAGCUGAAGCGCCACGGGCAGAUACAGAGGGCAGUGGUGGCAUGGCAGUAGGAGGAUCAAUGAAUUCGCCGAUGGAGAAGCUGCCUGCGGAGGCUGAGGCGAUCCCUGCAAAGAUUCAAGAGAAGAAGUAUGCUGCUGAGCUUCCGGGAGACACGACGCCGGCGGCGUUGAGCGAUGGGAAGGUCUUUGAAUUGGGAGACAGUCGGAAAUAG